This is a messenger RNA of Fraxinus pennsylvanica, 1686 nucleotides long. The record is from the annotation of a GenBank genome assembly. Lineage: Eukaryota; Viridiplantae; Streptophyta; Magnoliopsida; Lamiales; Oleaceae.
AUGGAUGUUCGUCGGAGACAAGCCAAGAUACCCCAGUCGGUCAAAAUUGCCGCCGGCGAAACACCCAUGAAACCUCACAACCCCAAAGCCUCCGAUGCCCUUCCUCUACCUCUUUAUCUCACCAACGGGCUCUUCUUCACCAUGUUUUUCUCCGUCAUGUACUUCCUCCUCAUACGGUGGCGUGAAAAGAUCCGAUUUUUCGGCAUAGACUUUGUUCAGUCCGUCAUUUACGGAUCAAACGAGGAUGCAUGGGAUGUGGAAGAGGAAGAGGAAGAAAAUGAGAAAUUCAUUAUCGAGGAAGACAGUCGCAUGGGGGCAUCCCCCGCCACUACUCUCGGUUGUGCCGUUCCGCUUGUCCCUAUGAUCCCACAGCAACCCACCAAGGUUCCGGUGACUGAAAAACCUGGACCUCUAAUCACACCACUAUCGACAGAGGAGGAUGAACAGAUUGUAAACUCUGUAGUGGAAGGGAAGGUUCCAUCAUACUCUUUGGAAUCAAAGCUUGGAGACUGCAAAAGGGCAGCUUCAAUUCGUAGAGAGGCAUUGCAGAGAAUUACUGGGAAAUCAUUGGAGGGACUGCCUCUUGAGGGAUUCGACUACGAGUCGAUUCUCGGGCAGUGCUGUGAGAUGCCAGUGGGGUACGUGCAGAUUCCGGUGGGGAUAGCUGGGCCUUUAUUGCUUAACGGUACGGAGUUCAUGGUGCCAAUGGCCACGACGGAGGGCUGUUUGGUGGCUAGCACCAAUAGGGGCUGCAAGGCCAUCUAUGCAUCAGGCGGCGCCACCGGCACUUUGUUGAAAGAUGGGAUGACUAGAGCUCCGGUGGUGAGGUUCGAAACUGCCAAGAGGGCCGCCGAGUUGAAGUUGUACUUGGAGAAUCAGGGGAAUUAUGAGACUCUCUCUGCUGUCUUCAACAAAUCAAGCAGAUUUGCUAAGCUACAACGGAUUCAAUGUGCAAUAGCAGGGAAGAACCUGUACAUUAGAUUUAACUGCAGCACUGGUGAUGCAAUGGGGAUGAACAUGGUAUCCAAGGGAGUGCAAAAUGUUCUUGAUUAUCUUGGGAAUGAUUUUCCGGAUAUGGAUGUUAUUGGCAUAUCUGGAAACUUUUGCUCGGACAAAAAACCAGCAGCAGUGAACUGGAUUGAAGGGCGUGGCAAGUCUGUCGUUUGCGAGGCAAUUAUAAAGGAAGAGAUUGUAACGAAGGUUUUGAAGACCAAUGUUGCUGCAUUAGUAGAGCUCAAUAUGCUUAAAAACCUUACUGGUUCAGCAAUUGCUGGAGCCCUUGGUGGGUUCAAUGCACAUGCUAGCAACAUUGUAUCUGCAGUAUACAUAGCAACCGGCCAGGAUCCAGCACAAAACAUCGAGAGCUCUCACUGCAUCACGAUGAUGGAGGCGGUAAAUAAUGGAAAAGACCUUCAUAUUUCAGUCACCAUGCCUUCCAUUGAGGUGGGCACAGUUGGAGGUGGAACUCAACUUUCAUCUCAAUCAGCUUGCUUGAACUUAUUAGGAGUAAAGGGUGCAAGCAAAGAGUCAGCAGGGGCAAACGCAAGGCUAUUGGCAACAGUUGUAGCUGGUUCUGUUCUUGCUGGGGAACUGUCCUUAAUGUCUGCUAUUGCAGCUGGACAACUUGUAAAGAGUCACAUGAAAUACAACAGAUCAAGCAAGGAUAUUACCAAGAUUUCCUCCUAA